This is a messenger RNA of Lacerta agilis (Sand lizard), 1123 nucleotides long. RefSeq names its product parvin beta (gene PARVB). Gene Ontology annotation, biological process: lamellipodium assembly; establishment or maintenance of cell polarity; substrate adhesion-dependent cell spreading. NCBI's taxonomy places the organism in Eukaryota, Metazoa, Chordata, Lepidosauria, Squamata, Lacertidae. The transcript has 13 exons. Gene Ontology annotation, cellular component: cytoplasm; lamellipodium; actin cytoskeleton. Gene Ontology annotation, molecular function: actin binding. Bases 20 to 1117 code for a protein of 365 amino acids. The record is from RefSeq and is a predicted model, not a curated record.
CUCCCUCUCCGGCGCGCCCAUGUCCUCGACGCCGGUGCGCUCGCCCACCCUGCGGCCGCACAGGAUGAAGAAGGACGAGUCCUUCCUGGGCAAGCUCGGCGGGACGCUGGCCAGGAAGAAGAAAGCCCGAGAGGUGACUGACCUGCAAGAAGAGGGUAAAAAUGCUAUCAAUGCGCCGAUGUCCCCUGCUCUCCCGGAUCUGCACCCGGAAGAUACUUUACUCGAGGAGAAUGAAGAACGCACCAUGAUUGAUCCCAACUCAAAGGAGGAAGCCAAAUUUAAAGAACUCAUCAAGGUUUUAAUUGACUGGAUAAAUGAUGUCCUGGUUGAAGAAAGAAUCAUUGUCAAGCAGCUUGAGGAGGAUGUCUAUGAUGGGCAGGUGCUGCAGAAGCUCUUGGAGAAACUAGCUGGCCGCAAGCUGAAUGUGGCCGAAGUGACACAGUCGGAAAUAGGCCAGAAACAAAAGCUGCAAACUGUCCUGGAAGCUGUCCACGAUUUACUGCGACCCCAUGGCUGGGCUAUCAAGUGGAACGUUGACUCAAUCCAUGGCAAGAACCUGGUGUCCAUUCUCCACCUGCUGGUAGCUCUGGCGAUGCAUUUCCGGGCUCCCAUCCGACUUCCUGAACAUGUUUCUGUGCAAGUGGUUGUUGUAAGGAAGCGGGAAGGUCUUCUCCAGACAGCCCAGGUCACAGAAGAGCUCACCACCACCACAGAGAUGAUGAUGGGUAGAUUUGAGCGAGAUGCUUUUGACACCCUCUUUGACCACGCUCCUGAUAAACUAAGUGUCGUAAAAAAGUCCCUGAUCACUUUUGUGAACAAGCACCUAAAUAAACUUAAUCUGGAAGUGACAGAAUUAGAAACCCAGUUUGCAGAUGGCGUCUACCUGGUUUUACUGAUGGGUCUCCUUGAGGACUAUUUUGUUCCGCUCCACAAUUUCUAUUUAACGCCUGAAAGUUUUGAUCAGAAGGUUCACAAUGUUUCCUUUGCUUUUGAACUGAUGCAGGAUGGAGGGCUGAAGAAGCCCAAAGCUCGACCAGAAGAUGUUGUCAACUUGGACCUGAAAUCUACCCUAAGGGUUUUGUACAACCUGUUUACAAAAUACAAGAACGUUGAAUGACUUGGA